UUGUCUUGUUUUUUGGAGUUUUGGAUAGUAUCGUUUUGUGACUAUUGCAUGUCAGCAAAAAGUGGUUCUUCAGUCAAUCUUUCGGCAGUAGGAAAAGACUUCAGCCUUGUAUCUCCUCACAAGGAUAGAAGUCUGUUUGAUCUACCUUCUUGGUCUUUCUCACAAAAAGAAGACUUGCGGGACAUCAUAAGUUCAUCAAGCGAGGAGUCCUGCUCAUCUACUGCAGUGGGGAAAGGUAAAAGUUAUGACAUACUAUCACACUUAACACAAUUGAAAGAAAGCAAGAAAAUCCAUUCAGAUGAUCUGGAUAUAAGCUUAGUGAAUCUGAAAGGACGCAAGAAAAACCACAUGGAUGAGCUGGAUAUGAACAUAGAUGUAUCAUCUCCAGUUCAGAGAAUUCCAUAUCCUGACUGCAUUUUCCCCUUCAAGGAGGACUUUCCUUCAGGUAAAUUGGCUUCUGAUUCUGUUUUCUGGUUCCAAAAGUUUGACAGGAAAGUAAAAUGUCAUCUGAUCACAACUUAUUGCUUGAAUCUAAUAUUUAAUCUGCUUGCUGAUCCAGUACUGAGUCCCAGGACAGACUUCACACGGGGAAGAUCUAAAUCAAACAUACCUGUUGACCAUGAAAGUUUUUAUGACUUCAACUUUGAGAACAAUAUAUCAGGAGAGCUAUCAGGUUUUGCCUUUCGGCCCCAGAAGCCUCACGCACAUACCCAGAUGUCAGAAGGUUGUUUACCAUAUUCAUUUUCUGCUGGGGACAGUCAACAUGACACUCAAUUGUCUGAUUCAGUGAGGCAAAGGAAUGCUAGCAAGACCAGUGGAGAAUCAGAAGGAAUUUCAAUAAAUCUAGAAAACAAGAUCCUUAGUGAAAAAUCUUUGUAUUCACUAAGCGAAAGAGAGAAUAAAAAUGAGGCACCAAGUGAACGUCUAGAACUGAACAAGAGGAAAGCAUCAUCCUGCAGCUCCAAAGCCUAUGAUCCUCCUGAAGAAGCUGAGGUUCCAUGGAAAACCAAGGAAGUUUCUGAACUUCAGACUUACAUUAAUGACAAAGUUUCUCUGGAUCCUUCAGAUAUCAGAAACAAAGAGUCUCUUAAAGAUAAUUUGGGAUCCGAAGUGACAUUGUUGGAAGCAUUCCAGGUGAGGUCUCUGAUAUGUCUUACCAAGUUCUGCUAGGAAGAUAUGUUCUUCAACUUCUCUGUGUACAAAAAGUGCUUCUUGAAGCAUGACAAAGUAAUACUGGGAUGCAGUGAAGAAUAAUUUUCAUUCCCCAGAUCAAGUAAACUGACCCCUGUAUGAUAGGAUUGGAUAUAACCGGAAAAAAAUGUACUUUUCUGUAAUUGAGGGCAAGGAUCUCUCUGAACGACAAGGAGCGGAGACAGCAUUGAAGUUUAAUAGUUUUACAUCCAAAUCUCAAACAAUGUCUCUGGGAAUUGAACAAUUAGGCCUUGCUAAUCCCUCUAUAGACCAUUUAUCAAUCAUCAAUUUUGUUGAAUUCA
Musa acuminata AAA Group (dessert banana) is the source of this 1493-nucleotide messenger RNA. RefSeq lists its product as uncharacterized. The transcript is spliced from 7 exons. Bases 49 to 1170 code for a protein of 373 amino acids. The record is from RefSeq and is a predicted model, not a curated record. NCBI's taxonomy places the organism in Eukaryota, Viridiplantae, Streptophyta, Magnoliopsida, Zingiberales, Musaceae.